Molecule: messenger RNA, 2186 nt
Organism: Sinocyclocheilus anshuiensis
Lineage: Eukaryota; Metazoa; Chordata; Actinopteri; Cypriniformes; Cyprinidae
Product: GTPase HRas
Exons: 5
Coding region: 311-874 (187 amino acids)
Biological process (GO): signal transduction
Cellular component (GO): membrane
Molecular function (GO): GTPase activity; GTP binding
Source: RefSeq, a predicted model, not a curated record
CAAUGAAUAUGGGAGAGUCUAGCCGAGAGGAGCUGCUAAUGCCUCUAAGGGCGGAUUUAUUUGGGUUAUCGUGAAAUUUGUACAGAGUAGAGAAACAUAUUUAAAACAAUAAGUUUUUUUUGUGUUUUUUUACUGGUGGACUUUCAUCAGCCCGAAUAAUUCCAGCCUGUCUUCGACUCUCGGGAGAGUUUAGUUGUCUGGUCGAUCGUAAUGUCGCUCAGGGGCUAAUCCUUGGACUUCAUUCAAUACUAAUUCAACUCGAGGCGCUUCGUUUGGGCGAGCCGAACUGAUUUAACAACCACACGCGAGAAUGACAGAAUACAAGCUGGUAGUUGUUGGGGCUGGUGGCGUUGGGAAAAGUGCACUGACCAUCCAGCUUAUUCAGAAUCACUUUGUAGACGAGUAUGACCCCACUAUUGAGGAUUCUUACAGAAAGCAGGUUGUGAUUGACGGAGAGACGUGUUUGCUGGACAUCCUGGACACCGCAGGUCAGGAGGAGUACAGUGCCAUGAGAGACCAGUAUAUGAGGACAGGAGAGGGCUUUCUGUGUGUGUUUGCCAUCAACAACGCAAAGUCCUUUGAGGACGUACAUCUUUACAGGGAGCAAAUAAACCGUGUCAAAGACAGUGACAAUGUCCCGAUGGUGCUGGUGGGGAACAAAAGUGACCUGGCCUCUCGUACUGUAGAGACGCGUCAAGCCCAAGAGCUCGCCAGAAGUUACGGGGUCCCGUUUGUCGAAACAUCUGCCAAGACGCGACAGGGAGUUGAAGAGGCAUUUUACUCUCUCGUGCGGGAGAUCCGAAGAUACAAGGAGACGAACCGCAGCAAUAAGAAGAGCAAAAAGCACACACAGAGACGUUGCACUCUUUUAUAGCGAUACACGCAUACAGCCUCGCACUGCACCCCCCUGUGAUAGCAAUGCACUCAAGGUUACAGACACACACACACACACACACACACACACUACUGUAGCAUUACACACACAUACACACCCCAUUUCCUUUUCUUACCACUCUCUCUUUCGCCACCAGCCUUUGAGGAAUAGGAACCUGACUGGCUAUUGUAUGUGUUUGUAUGUAUGUGAGCAUGAGACCUCAAUGAGAAUCGAGCAACUGUGGAAUUGAUUUGGAAAAGACAUUUUUUGAUGUGACUAUCAAACUUGGAUAAAAUUUUCUCGAGUGGACUCAUUAACCUUAUGCUGCUGCUUCCCCUUCUGUGCUAAAAGGACCUGAUGUGUGUCAUAGUUUUACAGUCGUACUUUAGAAUCACAGCAGCAAGGAACUUUGACCUUUAUAACAAAUUAAUGAGGUGGUGAAGGGAUAUACUUUAAGUCGGUAAUGGGUAACUCUUUUUAAGUAAGCCUGAUCAUGUCUAAUGUCCUCAAAACUUCGUGAGCCAAUCAGCACAUCCGCUUGGUUCUGUUAACGGUGGUCGGGAAUGAGGAAGCUCAGAAGUCCCCUAAAGUUUUUGUGGCCUGUGGGAAAGCACAGUAGAACAAGUGGUCACCGCAUUCAAAACCACUAAUAUAAUGUUUUGUACUCCUUAAGAAGUGUUUCCACCUCAUGCAUUGUGGGAUUUAUCUAGAAAAUGUUUUCAGUACUUGCUAAAAAUGUCAUUUCACCAUCAAAGGGGGUUUCUUUUAUUUUCACCAUUUUUCUUUGCAUUCGUCACCAUCCCAGAAUUCAUUUCUCCCUAGGUUUUUAUUGUUCUCAUGGCUUGGACUAAAACUGAACUGUCCUACACAUAAUGUAGGUCUUCUAUAAUUAUAAAAUUCAGAAAAAUCAAGCUCGCUUUUUUAUUUUUCCCAGCAGUAUUUUAAGGUAUAAUCCUGUAUUUUUGUAAAAGUUAAUAUUGAACCAUUUCAGUACACAUACCAGCAUUGUAUUGGACAUUAACAUUUCAUGUAGUAUUAAUACUACAUAAUAAUGUAAUAGUUAUUAUUACAAUUAUUACAUAAUAAUGUAAUAAUUGUGUAAAAUGCCAGUUGUUCCCACCUGUGAUGAGGCUUGGUUGGGUAGGGCAAUACAUUUUUUUCCUGUUUCUCUGUUUUAUUUUUUAGAUUGACUGGAGAGACAGUAAUAGUUUUGGUUCAGGCUAAACAUGUGACCAAAACUUGUGAUGCAUUCCCUUUGCCACAUUGAUAACUGUAGUUAUACGUUUUGUGAAUAAAGAGACUUUUGGCCAGA